Strongylus vulgaris is the source of this 346-nucleotide messenger RNA. The record is from the annotation of a GenBank genome assembly. Lineage: Eukaryota; Metazoa; Nematoda; Chromadorea; Rhabditida; Strongylidae.
CUGAUAGAAUCAUUGCAGGACUCGAAGUGGAGUAGAGACUUAUCUGAUGUAAAACACCAUAAAAACUUUUCCCAUAUCAUCUCACUCAUUUUAGGACUUUCUGAGCACCUCACAUUUGAAGCUGCAGCUUGUGUCGGGUUUUCUUACGGGUCUGCUGGUUCUGUUUAUUGUUGGGUACUUUGUUGCCGCACUCGUGAACAUAUGGUGUUUCAACGUAGUGCUGGAUUGUUAUCGAUGGCUAGGAUUUCAGCUGGAGGAGAAAAGUCGCGCUCUCAAUCGCAAAGAUAUACCGAUCUCAGGCAUUGAUGCCAAGCCAGUGACCGUAAUACAUUCCACUGAUUUUUAA